This is a messenger RNA of Saccharomyces kudriavzevii IFO 1802, 1731 nucleotides long. It is a transcript of the gene ILV1, whose product is annotated as threonine ammonia-lyase ILV1. Gene Ontology annotation, molecular function: threonine deaminase activity; pyridoxal phosphate binding. Gene Ontology annotation, biological process: L-threonine catabolic process. The coding region runs from base 1 to 1731 and encodes 576 amino acids. The transcript has a single exon. Lineage: Eukaryota; Fungi; Ascomycota; Saccharomycetes; Saccharomycetales; Saccharomycetaceae. The record is from RefSeq and is a predicted model, not a curated record.
AUGUCUGCUACUCUAUUAAAACAGCCCCUAUUUACGGUUGUUCGGCAAAGUAGACAGUCGAGAGUGUCUGGACUAAAUCUUUUGAAACUAAAAGCAGAAUUGCAUAGACAACAUCUGUCGCCUUCUUUAAUAAAACUACACUCUGAAUUGAAAUUGGAUGAGUUGCAAACCGACAAUACCCCGGACUACGUCCGUUUAGUGUUAAGGUCCUCCGUAUACGACGUUAUCAAUGAAUCACCAAUUUCUCAAGGUGUAGGUUUGUCUUCACGUUUGAAUACGAACGUUAUCUUGAAAAGGGAGGAUCUUUUGCCCGUAUUCUCUUUCAAGCUUCGUGGUGCCUACAAUAUGAUUGCCAAACUGGACGACUCUCAAAGAAAUCAAGGUGUUAUUGCUUGCUCAGCAGGAAAUCACGCCCAAGGUGUAGCAUUUGCUGCUAAACACUUGAAAAUACCUGCUACUAUCGUUAUGCCUGUUUGCACACCAUCUAUCAAAUAUCAAAACGUCUCCAGAUUGGGCUCUCAGGUUGUUCUGUAUGGUAACGAUUUCGACGAAGCCAAAGCUGAAUGUGCCAAAUUGGCCGAAGAGCGUGGCCUGACAAACAUUCCUCCUUUUGAUCAUCCUUAUGUCAUUGCAGGUCAAGGUACUGUAGCCAUGGAAAUCCUGAGACAAGUGCGUACCGCUAAUAAGAUCGGUGCUGUCUUUGUUCCCGUCGGUGGUGGUGGUCUAAUUGCUGGUAUUGGUGCCUAUUUGAAAAGGGUCGCUCCUCAUAUUAAAGUCAUUGGUGUUGAGACUUUCGAUGCACCCACCCUACACAACUCCUUGCAACGCAACCAGAGAACUCCUUUGCCCGUUGUGGGUUCUUUUGCUGAUGGUACUUCCGUCCGUAUGAUUGGUGAAGAAACCUUUAGAGUCGCCCAACAAGUGGUGGAUGAAGUCGUCCUUGUUAACACGGAUGAGAUCUGUGCCGCAGUAAAAGAUGUUUUUGAAGAUACCAGAAGUAUUGUAGAACCAUCUGGUGCCCUAUCAGUGGCUGGUAUGAAGAAAUACAUCUCUACCGUACAUCCUGAAAUUGACCAUACUAAACACACUUACGUUCCUAUCCUUUCUGGAGCUAAUAUGAACUUUGAUAGAUUAAGAUUCGUUUCAGAACGUGCUGUUCUUGGUGAAGGUAAGGAAGUCUUUAUGUUGGUUACUUUGCCGGACGUUCCUGGCGCAUUCAAGAAAAUGCAAAAGAUCAUUCACCCACGAUCCGUUACUGAAUUCUCUUACCGUUAUAACGAACAUCGUCACGAAUCCUCCAGUGAAGUCCCCAAGGCUUACAUUUACACCUCUUUCAGCGUCGUUGACAGAGAAAAGGAAAUCAAGCAGGUGAUGCAACAACUAAAUGCAUUAGGUUUCGAAGCAGUAGACAUAUCCGACAACGAAUUGGCCAAGUCUCAUGGUAGAUAUUUGGUUGGUGGUGCUUCUAAGGUGCCAAAUGAAAGAAUCAUUUCGUUCGAAUUUCCUGAAAGACCAGGUGCCUUGACUAGAUUUCUUGGUGGCCUAAGUGAUUCAUGGAAUUUGACUCUAUUCCAUUACAGGAACCAUGGCGCCGAUAUCGGUAAAGUGUUGGCUGGUAUUUCCGUCCCACCAAGAGAGAAUUUGACUUUCCAAAAAUUCUUGGAAGAUCUAGGUUACACUUAUCAUGAUGAAACUGAUAACACUGUUUAUCAAAAAUUCUUGAAGUAUUGA